Messenger RNA from Vespa mandarinia (Asian giant hornet), 1935 nucleotides. It is a transcript of the gene Scgalpha, whose product is annotated as sarcoglycan alpha. The record is from RefSeq and is a predicted model, not a curated record. Gene Ontology annotation, molecular function: calcium ion binding. Gene Ontology annotation, cellular component: sarcoglycan complex; membrane. Lineage: Eukaryota; Metazoa; Arthropoda; Insecta; Hymenoptera; Vespidae.
GAUAAACGCCUUAAUGAUACAGACCUGACCAGGAAAGCUUACUGUUGCGCACGAAGCGAACGCGCACAAGCCUUACGCGCCGUUUAUACUUCGUUCUCUUUCUUUUUUCUUUUAAAAAAAGACGUCAUGCAAAUCAACGUACUGGUACCACAUUUUUCGAGUAUAAUCAAUAACAUAAAUUUUCUAAUGAUAAUAGAGGAAAAUUUAGAUAAAAGUGAGAUAAUGUAGACAAGUUACGUCUGUUUUUAAGGUGCUUUUAUAUAAAUUUACGAAGUACCACGAAAUAUAACGAAGCAUGACGAAGUUUAAUACGUCGAGUCGAUAAUCCAUCUUCAAAGUUACGACGAAUUAACUGUAACCAGUUGUCCUACAAUAUUCGGCUUUUCCGUGUACUCCAAAAUACAUCGCUCAAACCCGAGCGACAUGAUAUUCGCAUUGGGACGAUCGAUUUACAUUUCGUGAAAAUUCUGUUCAAAGAACAUCCGAAAUGCAUCGACACGUGGAAAUAUUAACAAUUCUGACGACCUUUGCUUGUGCUGAGAAUAUUUUAAUGACUGAGGUCUUUGUCAUACCUAUCAGACCGGAAACUUUCGAUUGGAGUCCAGACGGAAAAUACGAUCAGUUUACGUACCAACCGUCCUUGCUCAAUGCUCCCGAUCUUCCGUCAUGGAUUCACUAUGUUCAUAGUAAAAGAGAUCACGGUGGAUUUCUUUAUGGAGUCGCACCAAAAAAUCAAAAAUAUUUUCAAUUGGAGAUUGUGGGUUUAAACAAGUACACGUACGAGACGAAAUAUAAAGUACUUGACAUCAACGUUCUUGAGAAACAAAAUUUAACGAGAUACGAGGUCAACUUAAAAAUCGAUAAUCUCAAUGUGGAAGAUACGUUUGGUCGUAAUCGAACCGAAAAACUUCUUGAUGUUUUCAGAAACAAACUUUGGACGACUGCCACGGAUUUGUAUGUCACUUUUCUGGCUUCAGCAGUCGAACUUGGUGCACGUUUACCCCUUAAACCUGGAGAAAGCGAGGGAGUCGUCAUGAGACUGGGUAGUUCAAUACCAUUUUCACAAGAAUUGAUUGAACUUCAAGAGGAAGUAAAACCACUUUGGAAGCUACUACCAUCCUGUCCAAGAGAUUUUAAAAGAACGAGUGUGGAGAGAUUAUUCAGAGAAGCCGGUUUUUUAUUGGAUUGGUGUUCCUUCAGGCUGAUCGAAAGCGACGAGCAGAAUUUGCAACGAGAAAGUGCGAGACGUGGACCAAGUAUGAAUAUCGUUGGUUUACCAUCCUCUGGAAUUUCUGAACAUACCGAGUGGCAAUGGGCAAGAUCAACGAAAGCUGAUAUUCCUACGAGAAGUUAUUUCAAAGAAAUCGUUACAACGAUCUUCGUACCAACGAUAUUACUUCUUCUUCUGGCCACUUCUCUGAGUACAGCACUUUGUCUUCAUCGUGACAAAAUGAUGGAUCCAGAAUCUCAAUUAUACUUCUAUGAAUUAUUUAAUAUUUUUCAUAUCCAAAAGGAAAUUGUUAGCAAAAAAACAGAACCUUCAUCAGUAGAAACAAUGAGCAAGAAUGGAGUGCAAAUGGUACAAUAUGUAGCUCCUGAGAGAGGUACUUUGAGAUCAUUAUCUGUACCACCUUCUAGUCCUAAUGACUCUUUAACACAUACACCAAGAAUUUCUAGUGACCGUUGCAAUCCAUAUAUUCGACCUAAUCCACCACCUUACACUGGACCAAGCAAUUUCCCAGGUAUGAGGACAGAUUUCUGACUAUACGAGGAGCCAGGAAAAACGUGGUUUUGCUAAACAAAUACAAUAAAAAUACGCUUUGGACAGAGAAACUGCAAUAGUUUGCGCUUUGGACAGAGAAACUGCAAAAUCAUAAAAACUGGCUCCAUAAAUUAUAAUUAUAAUGCUUAAAUCAAAGUUGAAGUAGUAAAUUU